Molecule: messenger RNA, 5271 nt
Organism: Cyprinodon tularosa
Lineage: Eukaryota; Metazoa; Chordata; Actinopteri; Cyprinodontiformes; Cyprinodontidae
Gene: polrmt
Product: polymerase (RNA) mitochondrial (DNA directed)
Exons: 21
Coding region: 1-3972 (1323 amino acids)
Biological process (GO): mitochondrial transcription
Cellular component (GO): mitochondrial DNA-directed RNA polymerase complex
Molecular function (GO): mitochondrial promoter sequence-specific DNA binding; DNA-directed RNA polymerase activity; protein binding
Source: RefSeq, a predicted model, not a curated record
AUGUCUCUCCUCAGAGUUUGCUCCACUUUAGGAAGGAGCCUUGGUCGGCGCAGUUUAGCGGACGCUCGCAGGUGUUUAGCGGAGCGCUGUCAGCUUUGUGUGUCGGUGAGAAGCGGAACAAUCAGACGGAUAUCAGGAACACCUUGGUACCUACAAAGAAGAAAUGUUUCAACCGUUAUCCCAAAAUCCGAGGAUGUAAAGAAACGUGUACAUGAACAGUCUCAGUUGUUAGAUGUCCUUGAAGCCAGGAUCCAGCAACUUCAGUCCGACGUCGUUUUAGAUGUCCAACAUGCAAAAGUGCAAUUCGUUAAAGCCCCCUCUUUUGAAGGGGGUGUUUCAUCCGGAAGGACUGCAAAAGGAUCCUCUAAGGACAAAAAGGACAUUUCUAAAUCUGGACAGAUGGUUACGAAAGGGGCCUCUAAGUCUCAGCCCAGUCGCUGGAUGGAAAAAUUAUCUCAGGAGAAGAAAAAUAAACUUAAGAAACAGCAGGACGUCCAGCAAAAAAUUGUUAAAGAGAAGCUCCCAGGGAAAUCUAAAGGUAGCAAAAGCACCUUAAUGCCAACUGGUACAACGCACAAAACAAUAUCUUCUGCAGCAAAGAAGAGCAGUGGGGGCACGAAGCUGUCAGAGGAAAUGCGUGCCGCAGUGCCUUCAGUAGCUGCUGUCACUGCGACCGGCUCAGCAAAAGCAGCUCUGACACCUAAAACAUUUAAGCAGAAACGGAAAGACUCAAAAAAUAAGGGCUCUGAUAAAGAAGCUUCAAAAACGACUGUCCCAGAGCACAAAGACAAAGACCUUGCUGAGGUUGAGGAGCUGGAAAAAAGACUCAACCAGCAAGUACAACAUUGGACGUGUUUGAAUAGCUCAGACAGCUUCCAAGAGAGCGGCGCGUGCAGCUCAAAUGGGGACACCCAGUUCAGCAUCCGCUCCUACCUGGAGGCAUGUGUGUUUGUAGGGGAUAUUGAACGCUCGCAGAGUUUCCUGCUCAGUCAGCACAGAGUUAUGAGUCGACGUAAACAUCUGACCACAGAUGUUUACAACAUUAUGAUGAGAGUCUGGGCCAAAAAGGGCCUGUUGAAUCAGAUCGGCCGCAUCUUCAUACUGUUGGAAGAAGCUGGUCUGAAGCCAAACAUCGGCUCCUACUCUGCUGCACUGGAGUGCAUGGGUCGCAGUCCAAACUGCUCCCCAAAAGUGAUUUCAAGGUGUCUGAAUCAAAUGAAGGAGGACGGCCUGUCUGUGGAUGACCUGUUCAGCCAUUGUGUUUUCCGACAAGAUGAAAGGGACAUGCUGCUGAAGGCGAUUCAAACGGUGAAACCAGACUACGAGCCCAACCUCAGUUUGGAUGAAAGCCAGUGUGCCUCGCCGCUGGUGCAAGACUUCUACACAAAGAGAGAGCACCACACUUACCCCAAGCUGGACUUCACCCAGGAGGAGCUCCAGGAACGUUUUAAACGUCAGCUCAUUGUAGAGAAGGCCUGCACUGUCACCAUUGACUCCGUUGAGUCCAUCAAACCUGUCACUGAAAACAUGGCCAAAAUGAGGAAACUGCUGGCCGAACAGCGGGUAGAGUGGCAGAAGGUCCUCCUCCAGGCGCUGAGGGAAAGCAAGAUGAUCAUGGCCAAAACCAACACCAAGGACUACAAGCUUAACCUUUAUCCAUAUCUGCUGCUGCUGGAGGAUAAGGAGUAUGUUGACAUUAUGAUACAGAGUGUUACCAACUUGCCUCCUAGUGGAGAGUCACUUAAGAUUUUAGCUCGAGAUCUGGGCAACAGGAUCUACACCAAGUAUUGUGUGAGACAGAAGCAGCAGAAUCAGAUUGUAGAAAAGCUGGGAAGCAUCUAUAGUGCCUACACAGAUCUGCUGGCCAAAGAUACCAAGGUGAACAAUGUCCUUCCAAGGGAACAGUGGUGUAAGCUGGAGAUGGAACAGCUUUCAGGACCCACGCUGCAGGGGGGUGAGACCAGCUGGCCGUACAUUGUAACUCUGGAGCUGGGCACCUUCAUGGUGGACAUAAUGGUGAAGAACCUUAAAAUCCACAGUGAUAUUCUGAACCCUGCCUACGACAGAAAGCUCAUCCCCAUCCUCUACCACAUGUAUACCUUCCGCAGCACCAGACAGGUUGGCUUUAUCAAGCCCCACCCCAUCUUGACACAGAUGCAACAGGAAGCCAUGGAGACCACGCUGACCUUUGACUCGUCCGUGAUGCCGAUGCUGUGCCCUCAGGUGCCGUGGACGUCAGUGAAGUUCGGAGCCUACCUCCUCACCCCCGCCAAGCUGAUGCGUUCAGUAGAUGGGGCCAUGCAGCAUGAGCAACUGCUGGAGAAGUGUCCGAAUCUUCACCCUGUUUUUGACUCGCUCAACCAGCUUGGUAACUGUGCCUGGAAGAUCAACAAACCAAUCCUGGACAUCAUCAUCUCCAUUUUCAACGAUCGGGGGAGCGAUAAGCUGGACAUCCCUCCACCUCUCUCAGAAGCCCCUAAAAUACCCCAUUUUAACGCUCAUGACCCUACUUUCACAGCCAGUGAGAAAGCCCACAUGAAACGAGAGGUGAUCAAUGCCAAGAAGAAGUGCAGCGAAAUGCACAGCCUGCGAAUGGAUGCCCUCUAUAAACUCUCCAUUGCGCACCACAUGCGGGAUGAGCUGUUCUGGUUUCCCCACAACAUGGACUUCAGGGGACGAACGUACCCUUGUCCUCCAUACUUUAACCACCUAGGAAGUGAUGUCACCCGGGCGAUGCUCGUGUUCGCUGAGGGGAAGCCUCUGGGUCCUAAGGGUCUGGACUGGCUAAAGAUUCACUUGGUUAACUUGACAGGGUUGAAGAAGAGAAGCUCUCUACAAGGACGUCUGGAAUACGCUAAUAGCAUCAUGGACGACAUUCUGGACUCUGCAGACAACCCUCUCAAUGGUACAAAAUGGUGGAUGGAAGCCGAUGAACCUUGGCAGGCGCUAGGCUGCUGCAUGGAGAUAGCAAACGCAGUGAGGUCACCCGAUCCAACCAAGUUCAUCUCCCACUUUCCUGUUCACCAGGAUGGUUCCUGCAACGGUCUCCAGCACUAUGCAGCUCUUGGCAGAGAUGUUAUUGGUGCAACUUCAGUGAACCUCAUGCCCUGCGAGGUGCCCCAGGAUGUGUACAGCGGUGUAGCGCAGCAGGUGGAAGAGUUGCGAGCUCGGGAUGCAGCAAAGGGCCUGAAGAUUGCUCAGGUUCUGGAGGGUUUCAUCAGCCGGAAAGUGGUCAAACAGACUGUGAUGACUGUGGUGUACGGAGUCACACGGUAUGGGGGCCGCCUGCAGAUAGAGAAGAGGCUAAAGGAGAUUGAUGAGUUUCCCAAGGACCAUGUGUGGGAUGCAUCCCAUUACCUUGUGCGCCUGGUGUUCAGUGGUCUAAAGGAGAUGUUUACAGGAACUAGAGAGAUUCAGGACUGGCUCACAGAAAGUGCCAGGCUCAUCUCCAAGUCUGGCCACACUGUGGAGUGGGUGACACCCCUGGGUUUACCGAUCGUUCAGCCUUACCACCGCACACGCAGCCAAGUGCUGAAGAGUACAAUGCAACACAUAAACCUCCAAAUCAGCCAUGAUGCCAAAGAGAGACCUGACACAGUUAAACAGAAGAAUGCAUUCCCUCCUAACUUCAUCCACUCCCUGGACUCCACACAUAUGAUGCUGACUUCACUCUACUGCUACAGUGCCGGCCUGACAUUCGUCUCAGUUCACGACUGUUUCUGGACCCACGCCCUCACUGUGGACACCAUGAACAAGAUCUGCCGGGAGCAGUUCGUUGCCCUCCACAGCCAGCCGAUUCUCCAAGAGCUGUCCGACUUUCUGCUGCACAAAUACUGCUCCACAAUCCAGACAGAAGCUAAGAAGAAGAAGUACCAGGAAUACAGGAGGCUGAUGUUGCUUCUGGCCAAAGUGCCCCAGACAGGUGAUUUUGAUCUCCAACGGGUGAAAGAGUCCACUUACUUCUUUAGCUGAGAGGCCCGCAAGGAUGAAGAGGGCUUAAAGAGAAGAGAGGAAUUGACUGGGGCCAGCAGGGAGGCUGCUGGCCCCGGAGUCUCGACAGGCUGUGUCUCUCCUGCAGACGAGAGGAAAUUGAUCCAGCCGCGCCCUGCCUGGCCCAUAAAACUAACUGGAGCUCCUGGAGAAGCUCACAGACACACACACAGUGAACUCGUCAGAUUAACUUACGUCGACCGAAGGAUAAGGUGGCCUGGAUGCUCAUCAAGGCGAAAAAUGAGAGAAUAAGCAUCAGAUGGAAACGCUAAGACUUCAAUCGCUGAAAGGAAAUACCUCGUAUGCCAGAUGUAUAUUUAGGUACAUAUUUGUGUAUAUUUGCCAAACAUAACAAGAUGUGAACUUUGCUGGUCUGUCCAUUAGCCAGAAACACUUCUGCUGCUCAAUCAUACUUUUCUUGCAAACUGUAAUAUGAGCUAAUGGGUGAUCUGAGUGGGUGGGUGGGUGUGGGUAUGUGUGUGUUAAAUGCAAUAAGACUGAAAGGCAGAAAGCUCUGACUGUCCCUCCCAAUGUUUAGACUGUUCAGUAACUCACUGCUCUUUUUAAAAGGAGGGAGAAGAUAAAUUAUUCUAAGUAUUUUUCUCAUCUGGGAAAACUGAGCUUUCAAAUAAAUGCGUUUCCUAAUGUUUCUUUCUUUUCUUUCAAUCAAACAAGGGUGAUGCGUUCUUUGUCCUUAAAUGGGAUGAAUGAGGAAUUUUUUGUGAUGUCUGCAUGCAGUGUAUAUGAAUACUGUUUUGAGAUGAAGGCCCUCCUUUUUAAUGUGCCACAAAGCCUUUCAUUGCUUCGCUAAUCAACUCGGAUCUUUUUUUUUUUCUGGGCCAGAACCAAAUCUCGAUGUAUAAAUAGAAAGAGUACUUAUCUGCUCAUCGCUGCAAACAUUACAGAGCUUUCAGACAAAAGGUGCUGCCGGCAUUCAAAGGCGAAGGAAGCUGCGCCGCCGAACACAGCCGUCCUCAGUCCCAACGUUCCUAUUUUAUGAUGCGGAUGGGAGUUCAUUUUUAUCAGUUAUUUAGAUUUUCUGGUGUAAAUUAUAUGUGGUUUGAGUUAAGAAUGAUAUAAGAUAUGAACUUCCAUUAUGUAAGGCCGCACUGCUUUCCAUGCAUUUGAAAUAUUUUGAUUACAACGGAUUAAAAAAUAUAUAUAUAGGUAUUUAAUGUUAAGUUAAGAUGUAGAACUUGUUCGUUCUCUGAUUGUAUUCGUUUUCUCUGUGAGUAAAGGGAACCUGACACCAGUACUUAUUAGGGCUGCAUACUUAAAUUG